CUGACACAGAGACACAUGUAUACCUACAAGUGUUAGUUCCACAGCUCAGACCAGUCUGCUUAUUAAUGAGUUAAGAUUAAAUAUAACUAAUAUAAACAACACGCUGUAGGACGACAUCUCUGAUUGAUAACUCAUUGAAGACAUUGGAUUAUAGUAAAGCAAAACAUCAUUAACAGGUGCUGAAUUCUCCUGACUGACUGCAGGCUGAAGAGGCUGGAUUUAUGGCUCAAUAUGACCAACUCGAGGAUAAAGAUUCACUGGAUAUUCAUGAUAACCCUCCAGCUCCAGACAAUGUUGUAAAGGAGGACGACAACACUGUUUAUUUUGUGUAUGAUGAAGAGGUGGAGGAAGAGGAGGCCCCUCCCGCUCCGACCCCUGAGCCUGUAGUUCAGAUCAAUGACAAGCCACACAAAUUUAAGGACCACUACUGCAAGAAACCCAAGUUUUGUGACGUCUGCGCACGAAUGAUUGUUCUCAAUAAUAAGUUUGCCUUGCGCUGCAAAAACUGCAAGACCAACAUUCACCACUCGUGCCAGUCAUAUGUGCAGUUCCAGAGAUGCUUUGGCAAAAUACCACCUGGUUUUAGACGGGCAUACAGCUCUCCACUCUACGAUCAAGAGAUCAAUAACCCUGGUCAGCAGAACCGCACUGACCCGGUGUUUGAAACACUGAGAGUGGGUGUAAUCAUGGCCAAUAAAGAGAGGAAGAAAGGUUCUGAGGACAAAAAGAAUAUGAUGAUGAUGAUGAUGGAGGAGGAGGAAGCUCAACAACCGAAAGAGGAUGAAGAGGGUGGUGAGGGAAAGCAAGAUGGAGACAAGAAAGACAAAACAGCAACAGAUGACAAGAACAAGAAGCAGCAGCAGACAUUCAGUCAGUCUCACUAUUAUAUGGCUUUGUAUCGCUUUAAAGCCAUUGAGAAAGAUGACCUGGACUUCCAUCCAGGAGAUCGCAUCACAGUGCUGGAUGACUCCAAUGAGGAGUGGUGGAGGGGUAAGAUUGGGGAGAAGACCGGAUACUUGCCCAUGACUUACAUCAUCAGGGUGCGAGCUGGCGAGAGGGUGUUUAAAGUGACACGCUCCUUUGUGGGAAACAGAGAGAUGGGCCAGAUCACCCUGAAGAAAGAUCAGAUUGUGGUGAAGAAAGGAGAAGAGGUGAAUGGAUAUCUGAAGGUCAGCACUGGCCGUAAACUGGGCUUCUUCCCCGCUGACCUGCUACAGGAGAUCUGAAUGACGGAGAUUUAAUCAUGAAGAACAUAAGUAAAGCUUAAGAAUGGAUGGAGAAAGAAGAAUAAAUAAACAAGAAAUGACAACAAUAUCUGACCUCACUCUGUCGCUCUGACAGAAAUAUGAAUACAUGUGCAUGAACACAGGGUCUAAAUUUAAUACUCACCAAGCACUAUAUAUGAAUACAAAAGAUAUUUACUCAUAAAGAAAAAAACAACAUUGCUUACCUGUUGACCAGUUAUUUUAUUAGGAACAUAAUCAAUGAAUUCACACUGCAUGAAUGAUAGUGUAAUCCUAGCUCAUGUGAGCGACAUACAAACUGUUUUGUGAAGAAAAUCACAAUACUACAUUUUAUUUAGGAAAAGUUUGUUUUCUCUAGAACUUAUUGUGGCAAUACUUACAGUACAUUGACCAAAAACAAAAUCACAGGGUCUUCAUGGAGACAGACUAAUCUCAGAUGUCAGUGGUUUUAAACCCUGUUCCCGGAGCCCCCAACAGUGAACACUUUACAUUUCUCCUUAGAACAGAGUUGAAAACCACUGUCAGAUGUUACAGUAUAUGAUUAAACGACACAACAAAAAUGAUCUGUUUCUGUUCUGCUUCUUCUGAUGAAUGUUUUUGAGAGUUUUAAUCAUUUCAUUAGGGGUAAAUCUUAAUGCUACAGCAAACAACCUUCUAGAGAAUUGUGAGCUUGUUGGAACAGCUUAGGAAACUUUUUUUUCUUUUCUUUAUUAGCACUAGUUCUUCUAAACAAAACGAGUCCAUAAAGAAAUUCUGGUAACAUUUUAGUUUAGGAAACACAUAUUCACUAAUUACUAAGAGUUUUCCCUCAAUGAACAAAUGUGCUGCUUAUUUAUAGUUAGUAAGGUAGUUGUUAAGUUUAGACAUGGGGUCGGGUUAAAGAUCUAGAACUUGGUCAUACAAUACAAUACAAAUUUUAUUUUUAUAGCACAUUUAAAACAACUGCCAUUGACCAAAGUGCUUACCAGCCUCAAAACAUACAGUCACAAAAACAAAAUUCAACAACAAUUCAACAAAAUUCAACAUUAAAAAGUACAACCUGAACCCUCUAAUCAACUCCAAAAGCUCUACUAAAAAGGUAGAUUUAAUAUGCAUUUGGAGAGGGUUCCAUAAACGGGGAGCAGCCACUGAAAAGGCCCUAUCGCCCUUAGAUUUUAAUCUCGUUUUAGGAACAUGAAGAAUCAUCUGAUUCGAAGAUCUCAACUUCUUGAAUUUUGAUAAGGACUGAAGAAUUCUGGUCAUGCAGAAUAAGGCAUUGAUAUGUGCCUAAUAAGUACUAAUAAACAGCCAAUGAACCCCACUGAACACAUUUGAGUCAUUCUGGAACAGAAAAUGACCCUUCUUCAAACUAAAAUGGCAAAAAUAAAGGCACCAAAAUGAAA
Molecule: messenger RNA, 2626 nt
Organism: Onychostoma macrolepis
Lineage: Eukaryota; Metazoa; Chordata; Actinopteri; Cypriniformes; Cyprinidae
Gene: stac3
Product: SH3 and cysteine rich domain 3
Exons: 13
Coding region: 222-1226 (334 amino acids)
Biological process (GO): positive regulation of voltage-gated calcium channel activity; positive regulation of protein localization to plasma membrane; skeletal muscle contraction
Cellular component (GO): extrinsic component of cytoplasmic side of plasma membrane
Molecular function (GO): protein binding
Source: RefSeq, a predicted model, not a curated record